AUGAGUCUGGAGGAGACUGAGUGGGGUGAGGGGAUUGCGCUCCGUAGGGUGACCCCCCCCUCCCGGAAAGCCAUCCUGCGGCAGAGCUCAGAUGCCUGUACUGCUGUGAACUGGAAGAGCAUUAGGUAUGGAGAACCUGAUGGCUGGCUCAUCCCUACCCCCACUGUUUGCAGAUGAUGAUGGCUCAAAGGAGAGCAGUGAUAUGCCCACAAGUGGGUUAGCCCACUCUGAGGGGUCAUACGGUGGAGGAGCUUCGCAGUCUGUGAACAACCCAGACUUUGUGGAGGACUUGUCACAAGUUCAGUUGCUGCAAAAUGAGUCUUCUAAUACAGCUGAAAGCAGUGAGCAGAGACUUGAAGAAGAGCAAAGAACUAAACGAGGAGGCUGGUCCAAAGGGAGAAAGAGGAAGAAACCCCUUAGGGACAGCAAUGCCCCAAAAUCCCCCCUCACAGGGUAUGUGCGAUUCAUGAAUGAGCGUAGGGAACAGCUUCGAGCGAAGAUGCCUGAAGUCCCUUUCCCAGAGAUCACCAGGAUGCUGGGCAAUGAGUGGAGUAAGCUGCCUCCUGAGGAGAAACGGCGCUACCUUGAUGAAGCAGAUAGAGAUAAGGAACGGUACAUGCGGGAACUGGAGCAGUACCAGAAGACAGAGGCCUACAAAGUCUUUAGCAGGAAAGCACAGGACAGGCAGAAAGGCAAAUCACACCGGCAAGAUGGAACGCGACAGACUGCCCAUGACCAUGAGAAAGAAGCAGACACGAAGGAGAGGUCUGUUUUUGAUAUCCCAAUCUUCACAGAAGAGUUCCUGAAUCACAGCAAAGCACGGGAAGCAGAGCUGCGCCAGCUGCGUAAAUCCAACAUGGAGUUUGAGGAGAGGAACGCUGCCCUGCAGAAGCACGUGGAGAGUAUGCGCACUGCUGUGGAGAAGUUGGAGGUGGAUGUGAUCCAGGAGCGCAGCCGGAACACAGUGCUGCAGCAGCAUCUGGAGACCUUACGGCAAGCACUCACCAGCAGCUUUGCCGGAGUCCCACUACCAGGCAGUGGGGAGACCCCCACAAUGGACACCAUUGACUCGUACAUGAACAGACUGCACAGUAUUAUUCUGGCUAACCCACAGGAGAAUGAGAAUCUCAUAGCCACAGUCCGAGAGGUUGUAAACCGGCUUGAUCGCUAGUGACUUGGGUAAGCACCCCCUUGCUCAGACUGGUUUGCUUACCAGCA
Terrapene triunguis (Three-toed box turtle) is the source of this 1218-nucleotide messenger RNA. It is a transcript of the gene HMG20A, whose product is annotated as high mobility group 20A. Gene Ontology annotation, biological process: regulation of gene expression. The transcript has 10 exons. The coding region runs from base 128 to 1171 and encodes 347 amino acids. The record is from RefSeq and is a predicted model, not a curated record. Gene Ontology annotation, cellular component: nucleus. Lineage: Eukaryota; Metazoa; Chordata; Testudines; Emydidae.